Molecule: messenger RNA, 5704 nt
Organism: Trichechus manatus latirostris (Florida manatee)
Lineage: Eukaryota; Metazoa; Chordata; Mammalia; Sirenia; Trichechidae
Gene: DOCK1
Product: dedicator of cytokinesis 1
Exons: 52
Coding region: 107-5704 (1865 amino acids)
Biological process (GO): small GTPase-mediated signal transduction; cell migration; myoblast fusion
Cellular component (GO): cytoplasm; plasma membrane
Molecular function (GO): small GTPase binding; guanyl-nucleotide exchange factor activity
Source: RefSeq, a predicted model, not a curated record
CGAAAGGAAUGGAAAAUGGCGGCCUAGGCGCGGAGUUUCCUGCCCGGCCAGCGGCGGCGGCUCUCGGCAGCGAGCGCCCCUGGGGUGCCGGGACCCGCGCGGCACCAUGACGCGCUGGGUGCCCACCAAGAGAGAGGAGAAAUACGGCGUGGCUUUUUAUAACUAUGACGCCAGGGGAGCCGAUGAGCUUUCUCUACAGAUAGGUGACACGGUGCACAUCUUGGAAACAUAUGAAGGGUGGUACCGAGGCUACACCUUAAGAAAAAAAUCUAAGAAGGGUAUAUUUCCUGCUUCAUACAUUCAUCUUAAAGAAGCAAUAGUUGAAGGAAAAGGGCAACAUGAAACGGUCAUUCCAAGUGACCUCCCACUCAUCCAGGAAGUCACCACGACACUCCGGGAGUGGUCCACCAUCUGGAGGCAGCUCUACGUGCAAGAUAAUAGGGAGAUGUUUCAAAGUGUGCGGAACAUGAUCUAUGACCUUAUUGAAUGGAGGUCGCAGAUUCUUUCUGGAACUCUGCCCCAGGAUGAGCUCAAAGAACUGAAGAAGAAGAUCACUGCCAAAAUUGAUUAUGGAAACAGAAUUCUUGAUUUGGACCUGGUGGUGAGGGAUGAAGAUGGCAACAUUUUGGAUCCAGAGCUAACCAGCACAAUCAGUCUCUUCAGAGCUCACGAAAUAGCUUCUAAGCAAGUGGAAGAAAGAUUACAAGAAGAGAAGUCUCAAAAGCAGAACAUAGAUAUUAACAGACAAGCCAAGUUUGCUGCCACCCCUUCUUUUGCCUUGUUUGUCAACCUCAAAAACGUGGUUUGUAAAAUAGGAGAAGAUGCUGAAGUGCUCAUGUCUCUCUAUGACCCCGUGGAAUCCAAAUUCAUCAGUGAAAACUACCUGGUUCGCUGGUCAAGUUCAGGAUUACCUAAAGAUAUAGACAGAUUACAUAAUUUGCGAGCUGUUUUUACGGACCUUGGAAGCAAAGACCUGAAAAGGGAGAAAAUCAGUUUUGUCUGUCAGAUCGUCCGCGUCGGGCGUAUGGAGCUGAGGGACAACAACACCAGGAAGUUGACCUCGGGACUGCGGCGGCCUUUUGGAGUGGCUGUGAUGGAUGUGACAGAUAUAAUAAAUGGAAAAGUAGAUGAUGAAGACAAACAACAUUUCAUUCCCUUUCAACCGGUGGCAGGGGAGAAUGACUUCCUUCAAACCGUUAUAAACAAAGUGAUCGCUGCAAAAGAAGUCAACCACAAGGGGCAGGGUUUAUGGGUAACAUUGAAAUUGCUUCCUGGAGAUAUCCAUCAGAUUCGAAAAGAGUUUCCUCACUUGGUGGACAGGACCACAGCCGUAGCCCGGAAGACAGGCUUCCCUGAGAUCAUCAUGCCUGGUGAUGUUCGAAACGAUAUCUACGUAACAUUAGUUCAAGGAGAUUUUGACAAAGGGAGCAAAACAACGGCCAAGAAUGUAGAGGUUACGGUGUCUGUUUAUGAUGAAGAUGGAAAACGAUUGGAGCAUGUGAUUUUCCCGGGCGCUGGUGAUGAAGCUAUUUCAGAGUACAAAUCCGUGAUUUACUACCAAGUGAAGCAGCCCCGCUGGUUUGAGACCGUUAAGGUGGCCAUUCCCAUUGAAGAUGUCAACCGCAGUCACCUUCGGUUUACCUUCCGACACAGGUCAUCACAGGACUCUAAGGACAAAUCUGAGAAAAUAUUUGCUCUUGCGUUUGUGAAGCUGAUGCGAUAUGAUGGGACCACCCUGAGGGACGGGGAGCACGAUCUUAUCGUCUAUAAGGCUGAAGCAAAAAAGCUGGAAGACGCCUCGACGUACUUGAGUCUGCCCUCCACCAAAGCCGAGUUAGAGGAGAAGGGGCACUCAGCCACGGGCAAGGGCAUGCAGAGCCUCGGAAGCUGUACCAUCAGCAAAGAUUCCUUCCAGAUUUCAACCCUGGUGUGCUCCACGAAGCUCACUCAGAACGUGGACCUUCUGGGGCUCUUGAAGUGGCGUUCUAACACCAACCUGCUGCAGCAGAACCUGAGGCAGCUGAUGAAGGUUGAUGGCGGCGAAGUGGUUAAGUUCCUCCAGGACACCUUGGAUGCGCUCUUCAACAUCAUGAUGGAGAACUCAGAGAGCGAGACUUUUGACACACUAGUAUUUGAUGCUCUGGUAUUUAUCAUUGGACUGAUUGCUGAUAGGAAAUUUCAACAUUUUAAUCCUGUUUUGGAAACCUACAUUAAGAAACAUUUCAGUGCAACAUUAGCUUACACGAAGCUGACAAAAGUGUUAAGGAAUUAUGUGGACAAUGCCGAGAAGCCGGGCAUAAAUGAGCAGCUGUACAAGGCGAUGAAAGCGCUGGAAUACAUCUUCAAGUUCAUUGUGCGCUCCCGGAUACUGUUCAAUCAAUUGUAUGAAGACAAAGGAGAGGCCGACUUCAUGGAGUCCCUGCUGCAGCUGUUCCGGUCCAUCAACGACAUGAUGAGCAGUCUGUCAGAUCAGACAGUCAGAGUGAAGGGGGCAGCGCUGAAGUACUUGCCAACGAUUGUCAAUGACGUGAAGUUGGUAUUUGAUCCCAAAGAGCUCAGCAAAAUGUUUACUGAAUUCAUCCUCAAUGUUCCCCUGGGCUUGCUGACCAUUCAGAAGCUGUAUUGCUUGAUUGAAAUCAUUCACAGUGAUCUCUUCAUACAGCAUGACUGCCGGGAGAUACUGCUUCCCAUGAUGACGGAUCAGCUCAAGUACCAUCUGGAGAGGCAGGAAGAUCUGGAGGCCUGCUGCCAGCUGCUGAGCAACAUCCUGGAGGUGCUGUACCGGAAGGACGUGGGGCCUACACAGCGGCACGUGCAGAUCAUCAUGGAGAAACUUCUCCGGACAGUAAACCGAACCGUCAUCUCCCUGGGGCGGGAUUCCGAGCUCAUCGGCAACUUCGUUGCUUGUAUGACAGCGAUUCUACGGCAAAUGGAAGAUUAUCAUUACGCCCAUUUGAUCAAGACUUUUGGGAAAAUGAGGACAGACGUCGUGGAUUUCCUGAUGGAAACAUUCAUCAUGUUUAAGAAUCUCAUUGGGAAGAAUGUCUACCCUUUCGACUGGGUUAUAAUGAACAUGAUGCAGAAUAAAGUCUUCCUGCGAGCAAUUAAUCAGUAUGCAGAUAUGCUGAACAAAAAGUUUCUGGAUCAAGCCAACUUUGAGCUACAGCUGUGGAACAACUACUUUCACCUGGCCGUAGCUUUCCUUACCCAAGAGUCCUUGCAACUGGAGAAUUUUUCAAGUGCAAAGCGAGCCAAAAUCCUGAACAAGUAUGGCGAUAUGAGGAGACAGAUUGGUUUUGAAAUCAGAGACAUGUGGUACAACCUGGGUCAACACAAGAUAAAGUUCAUUCCAGAAAUGGUCGGCCCAAUAUUGGAAAUGACGCUGAUUCCCGAGACGGAACUGCGCAAGGCCACAAUCCCCAUCUUCUUCGAUAUGAUGCAAUGUGAAUUCCAUUCGACCCGAAGCUUCCAAAUGUUUGAAAAUGAGAUCAUCACCAAACUGGAUCAUGAAGUGGAAGGAGGCAGAGGAGAUGAACAGUACAAAGUGUUAUUUGAUAAAAUCCUCUUGGAGCACUGCAGGAAGCAUAAAUACCUCGCCAAAACAGGAGAAACUUUUGUAAAACUCGUUGUGCGUCUGAUGGAAAGACUUUUAGAUUAUAGAACCAUUAUGCAUGACGAAAACAAAGAAAAUCGGAUGAGCUGUACCGUCAACGUGCUGAAUUUCUACAAAGAAAUUGAAAGAGAAGAAAUGUAUAUAAGGUAUUUGUACAAGUUGUGUGACCUACACAAAGAGUGUGACAACUACACGGAAGCGGCUUACACCUUGCUUCUCCAUGCAAAGCUUCUUAAGUGGUCGGAGGACGUGUGCGCUGCCCACCUGACCCAGCGGGAUGGCUACCAGGCGACCACGCAGGGACAGCUGAAGGAGCUGCUGUACCAGGAGAUCAUCCACUACUUCGACAAAGGCAAGAUGUGGGAGGAGGCCAUCGCCUUGGGCAAGGAGCUUGCUGAGCAGUAUGAAAACGAAAUGUUUGACUAUGAACAGCUCAGUGAACUGCUGAAAAAACAGGCGCAAUUUUAUGAAAACAUUGUCAAAGUGAUACGACCCAAGCCUGACUAUUUUGCCGUCGGCUACUACGGACAAGGACUGCCUACAUUCCUUCGGGGGAAAGUUUUCAUUUACCGAGGGAAGGAGUAUGAACGCCGGGAAGAUUUCGAAGCUCGGCUGUUAACUCAGUUCCCAAACGCUGAGAAAAUGAAGACAACGUCCCCACCAGGCGACGAAGUUAAAAACUCUCCCGGCCAGUACAUUCAGUGCUUCACAGUAAAACCCAAACUCGAUUUGCCCCCUAAAUUUCACAGGCCGGUUUCAGAGCAAAUUGUCAGUUUUUACAGGGUGAACGAGGUGCAGCGAUUUGAAUAUUCUCGGCCGAUCCGGAAAGGAGAGAAAAACCCAGACAAUGAAUUUGCGAAUAUGUGGAUUGAAAGAACCAUAUAUACGACUGCAUAUAAACUGCCGGGGAUUUUAAGGUGGUUCGAGGUCAAGUCCGUUUUCAUGGUGGAAAUCAGCCCCCUGGAGAACGCCAUCGAGACGAUGCAGCUGACCAACGACAAGAUCCACAGCAUGGUGCAGCAGCACCUGGACGACCCCAGCCUACCCAUCAACCCGCUCUCCAUGCUCCUGAACGGCAUCGUGGACCCCGCCGUCAUGGGCGGCUUCGCCAACUACGAAAAGGCCUUCUUCACGGAGCGCUACCUGCAGGAGCACCCAGAGAGCCACGAGAAGAUCGAGAAGCUCAAGGACCUGAUUGCCUGGCAGAUUCCAUUUUUGGCGGAAGGGAUCCGGAUUCAUGGUGACAAGGUCACGGAAGCACUGAGGCCAUUUCAUGAGAGAAUGGAAGCCUGCUUCAAACAGCUGAAGGAAAAAGUGGAAAAGCAAUAUGGCGUCCGGACCAUGCCUUCAAGUCUGGACGACAGAAGAGGCAGCCGACCCCGGUCCAUGGUCCGCUCCUUCACGAUGCCCUCGUCCUCCCGGCCCCUGUCGGUGACCUCCGUCUCCUCCUUGUCGUCGGACAGCACUCCUUCCAGGCCGGGCUCUGACGGGUUUGUUCUGGAGCCUCUCCUGCCAAAGAAAAUGCACUCCCGGUCCCAGGACAAGCUGGACAAGGAUGACGCAGACAAGGACAAAAAAGAUAAGAAGAAAGAAAAAAGGAAUAGCAAACACCAAGAGACAUUUGACAAGGAGUUCAAGCCAGCCGACACCUCCCUGCAGCAGUCCGAGGCUGUGAUUCUGUCAGAAACGAUCAGCCCCCUGCGGCCCCAGAGACCCAAAAGCCAGGUCAUCAACGCCAUUGGAGGCGAGCGGCGCUUCUCGGUGUCUCCCUCUUCACCGACCUCGCAGCAGAUGCCCCCUCCCGUCACGCCGAGGGCCAAGCUGAGCUUCAGCCUGCAGUCCAGUUUGGAGCUGAACGGAAUGACUGGCAUGGAAGUGGCCAGUGUCCCUCCCCCUCUGCCUCUCAAAGGCAGCACGGCGGAUUAUGGGAACGUAAUGGAAAACCAGGACUUGGUGGGCUCGCCGACGCCCCCGCCCCCUCCUCCACAUCAGAGGCAUCAGCCACCUCCACUGCCCAGCAAAACCCCUCCACCUCCACCCCCAAAGACAACUCGCAAGCAGACGUCGGUGGACUCUGGGAUCGUGCAGUGA